AUGGCGAGCGGCGGGUUGAAGAAGAUGUUAACCUUGGCAAUCGGAGAAGGCGUAUCUUGUGCACGAGCAACGAUAUUCGGUCAUCAAUUGAACCCAACCGGCAAGAAAUCUGCUCACAAGAUUCUCCGCAUGAAAAUGAUUGGUGAAAAAGUUGCUCAAUGGUACCCUCAUGAUAUCAACAAAGAUGACCCUCUUGUUAUGGCUCGUCAACAACAAGAACGCUUAUCAAAGCUUGAAAUGUUGAAGCGUCGAGGUAAAGGGCCACCCAAGAAGGGACAGGGAAGGCGUGCUGCAAAACGCAACAAAUAA
Molecule: messenger RNA, 309 nt
Organism: Lathyrus sativus (Indian pea)
Lineage: Eukaryota; Viridiplantae; Streptophyta; Magnoliopsida; Fabales; Fabaceae
Source: the annotation of a GenBank genome assembly